This is a messenger RNA of Triticum urartu, 906 nucleotides long. Its product is annotated as NDR1/HIN1-like protein 1. Gene Ontology annotation, biological process: defense response to other organism. Lineage: Eukaryota; Viridiplantae; Streptophyta; Magnoliopsida; Poales; Poaceae. Gene Ontology annotation, cellular component: plasma membrane; plasmodesma. The record is from RefSeq and is a predicted model, not a curated record.
ACCCACUGGAGAGAGUAGCUAGCGCGCCACUGCACGCACACCCACCAGUCACACAGAGCACAGUACAGAGAGCAGAGCCAUGAACAAGGAGAAGCACCACACGUACGAGAACCACCUCCGGCGCUGCUGCAAUGGCUUCGCGGCAUGCCUCCUGGCGCUGGUCGUCGUCGUAGCAUUCAUCGCGCUCGUCGUCUACCUUGCGCUCCGCCCCACCAAGCCUUCCUUCUACUUGCAGGACCUGCAGCUCCACUCCAUCAACCUCGGGGACCCCUCCCUCUCUGCCACCGCGCAGGUCACGCUCGCCUCCCGCAACCCCAAUGACCGCGUCGGCAUCUUCUACAGGCGCCUCGACGUCUUCGUCACCUACCGCGACGAGCCCGUCACCGUGCCGAUCUCCCUGCCGCCCAUGUACCAGGGCCACCGGGACGUCACCAUUUGGUCGCCCGUGCUGUCCGGGGAGUCCGUGCCCGUCGCCGGAUACGUCGCCGAGGCCAUGAAGCAGGACAUCGCCUCCGGGUACGUGUCGCUGCAGGUCAAGAUCGACGGCCGCGUCAAGUGGAAGGUCGGGACCUGGGUCUCCGGCAGCUACCACCUCUUCGUCAGCUGCCCCGCUAUGCUCGCCGCCGGCCCCGGCGGCAUGCCGCUCGGGGGUGGCCCCAAUGGCACCGGGGGCGCCGUCGCGUCACUGAAAUUCACGCAGCCGACAGGGUGCACCGUCGGCACAUGAUAGAAUGGACCGCUCAUACGGCCGCACGUCCGUACUGUAAGUGGAAGGAAUUACGUAGCCGGCUAGUUCUUCUCUUCGUGUCUCUAAACAAUUUCUGUUUGUUGUUAGUAAUAAAUUGUCUAAAGCUCUCUUAAUUUUUGUAUGUCACGUGUAAUGGGAGAAUAAACUGUGUUGAUAUA